This is a messenger RNA of Phialemonium atrogriseum, 2274 nucleotides long. RefSeq lists its product as uncharacterized. The coding region runs from base 86 to 2155 and encodes 689 amino acids. The record is from RefSeq and is a predicted model, not a curated record. Gene Ontology annotation, molecular function: guanyl-nucleotide exchange factor activity. Gene Ontology annotation, cellular component: cell tip; Golgi to plasma membrane transport vesicle. NCBI's taxonomy places the organism in Eukaryota, Fungi, Ascomycota, Sordariomycetes, Cephalothecales, Cephalothecaceae. Gene Ontology annotation, biological process: exocytosis. The transcript has a single exon.
UUUGUUAUCUUUUGAUCGCUCUCAGACAGCAUUGGCACCACAUGACCUUCCUGUCAUUCUGCCUCUCAAUCCUACUCCUACCCGCAUGGCGACAGCUAACGUUCUAUGGCAAAGUUUUGUGGCUGUGGCUGGCUGGCCGUCGUCGAAUUCGACACCAACACGGCCUUCAUUCGGCGGCCAUGUACGAUCCUUCUCUAGCAUCACUCGAUCCUCAACCUCGAUACCUGUCGUCGGCAAUUCUACCCAUCCACCUUCUUCCGCCGAUAUCCCUUCCAUGGCUGCGAGCCUACGGCCUAAAUCCCACCACUCUCUCCAAUACCAAAAUGCCGAUUACGACAUGAGCACCAUUCCUGACCCGAGGAGUCGGGCUAUGAGCCCUGCCCUCACAGACACUUCGAACUCCCCCCACCACCCCGACUUGAACGACGAAGUCGCCACGUUGAGCACCAAGCUCGUAAAUGCCAUCAACCAUCAGACCACACUAGACGACACAUUGUCGAGCACCAGGCAAGAAUUGGCCCAGUCGCGCGAGACGAUACGCCAGCUCGAGGGUCAGAUUGCUCAGCAGAGAGAUAUGCUUGCGGGCGAUGUCUGGGUGCGGAGGAAGACAGUCGAAUCGGAGAAGACGCAGCUUUUGUCUCGCCUUGCCGAAGAGAAGAGGCUGCGCCAGGAUGCCGAGCAGCAGAAGAAGAAGAUCGAGCUGGAGCUGGAGAACUUGACUACCGCGCUAUUCGAGGAGGCGAAUAAGAUGGUGAUUUCGGCCAAGGAGGAUGCGAGGACGGAGCAGGAGGCUCUCGAACGAAAGAAUGGCCAGCUCAGGGCACAGCUCGCCGACGCCGAGGGACUUCUGAGGUCUCAGCAGGAGCAGUUGACCGAGCUCAAGCAAGUCAUGGAACAGAUGACUGUCGAACAAGAUGAACAGACUGUCCAAACAGUACCCUCGUCUCCUGGCUUCAGUAAAUUCGACCCAAAGGAGGAGGUUGGGACUCUCGAUGGAGCUUCACAUCCCGCCCUUGUGGUGCCACUCUCCCCCUCAUACCCGACCAGUUUUACUCACCUUCUGCAGCCGGUCCUGCGCACCGAUCUCACAUCGUAUAAUGAUUUCAGAGAUCUCAUUAGGACCUCGAAACGGUGCUCGGCUCACCGUGUGUCGUCCGGCUCACAUAGUGGACUAGUGGCCCUCGGCUUGGGACUUGGCUCAUCUCCAAUUAAUGGUUCCGCUGCUUCCCCCUCAAUCACGCCGUCUCAGUCCUCCCCGCAGACCCCGAACACUCCGGCGUCAACCACGAGUACUGGCUCGACCGCCUCGACCGCCAGCUUGCCCCCGCUGAAGGAAACCAAGUUCUACAAGAGGGCCCUUGCCGAAGAUAUCGAACCCACGCUCCGUCUGGAUAUCGCGCCGGGCCUGUCAUGGCUUGCCCGCCGAACCGUCCUCAGCGCCGUCACCGAGGGGUCGUUGUUCGUCGAGCCAGCACCCUCCAACCAGUCCUCUGCCAGUAGGACGAAGCCUCAGCUUUACCCCUGCUCGCUCUGUGGCGAGUCGAGGAAAGAGGAGGAAUACCUGCGCACACAUCGCUUCCGCACCAGCGAGUCCGACUCGGCACAGCGGUAUCCCCUGUGCAGGUACUGCCUGGGCCGCGUGCGCUCCACCUGCGACUUCCUCGGCUUCCUGCGCAUCGUCAAGGACGGCCUUUGGAGAGCCGACGACGAGGACGCGGAGAAGGCGGCGUGGGAGGAGAGCGUGCGCCUGAGGGAGCAGAUGUUCUGGAGCCGCAUCGGCGGCGGCGUCAUACCCACCGUCCACGCCCACCACGCACAUUCCACUGUUGCUACGAGCCUCAGUGACGACCGGAGUCCCCGGAUAAGCCAGGAGGAGGGUGUAAAGGCCGGCGACGUCGAGGGCAAGAAGGAAGACACUCCUCGUGUCUCGCAAGAGACCGAUGCCAAACCGGCAGACCCGCCGGUCACCGAACGUGAAAUCACACCGGCAGAGGACCAAGCGAUGACGGCCGACGGCGCUGCCCACGGACCAUCCCAGGAUGCGCCACGCGACCUCGACCAGGCCCCGCCUCCGCAAGACACCCCGUCGAGCCUGCAGGACUCGCCUCAGCCACCGAGUCCCGAUCCCGACGUCCCGGGCUCGUGGGGUAACUAAAGUAGCUUGCGGCCGGCCCACCUAACACCCGUGGACCUCAUCCCCACAUAUUUCUAGACGAGAGUGGAUGGAUGGACCAUCAUCUUGGCGCCUAGAAACCCACUUCUUUGUCUUGUAUU